AUGUGCUCGGCGUACCCCUUGCGGCCUCCUCCCACACCGCCGUGCUCUCUGCUCACCUUGUGGAGGACGGCCUGUCAGACACCUCCAUUACCCGUUCUUCACCCGCUCUUCACCUGGCCGCUGCGUAGAAUGCGGAGGCGCUUACAGGGUCAACCCCCACCCUCUCUCUCCUCAGGACCCCCUCCCUGUGGCCCACUUUCUCCACAGCAAUCACCCUUGCUCAGUGCUCAUUACAGUGUGAGGACCAAACGCAGCAGACUUCAACGGCCCACAUCAGGUCAAGGACUCUUCAAAGUCUAA
Messenger RNA from Knipowitschia caucasica, 300 nucleotides. NCBI's taxonomy places the organism in Eukaryota, Metazoa, Chordata, Actinopteri, Gobiiformes, Gobiidae. The record is from the annotation of a GenBank genome assembly.